UUUAGUCCCCUUGUACUGUACAAUGUCACAAUAUUUGGCUUUAGACAAACUUUGAAAUUCAACCGCACGCAGAAUAGUUUAUAAAAUCUCUCUUCCAAAAUAUUAAGGGUUUUACUUACUAAAUAACUCUUCCAAGGACAGCAGACGUGUAUCUAUAAAAUAAGCUAAAAAUUAUCUUGAAACAAAAAUAAAUAAAUAAAGUAGUUUCCAAAAAAAAAUAAAGAUAAAAAAGACUAGGCAUCGGAUAAAAUCAUGUAAAAAGAUUAAGGAAACAUAACCAUAAUCGAAUUUGAAUAGUUUUUUAAUUUCAAAAUUUGAAUAGCAUUCUAACUCUAUCUCAAUUCCUCUUUUUAAUUCUAUCUCAAUAAAUUUGAGUACACGUUCAAACUCAAUUUUACUAUUUCAACAUUUUCUUUUACUCGAGUUUCUCUCUUUUCAAAUAUUAGACUUUUUUCUCCAUGAAAGAGAUUGAGAAAGCUAUGACGAAGAACAUGGACAAAGAUAUCAAGAACAACAACAAUGAAAAAGAAAACAACAAGAAGAGAAAGAACAACAACAAGGAUGUUGGCCCCGAUUUCGAAGCAGAAGAAAACGAUAUGCUCGCUCUCUCGCUCAACUCUAAUCGUCCUCAAUCAAAACCUCGUCUAAUGCCACCAGUAGAUACACAGCUAACAGCAUCGUUGCCACUGCCGGUGCCACCACGAUCAUCCUCGUCACUGUCAGUGCAGCCAACACCCUUGUUCAUACAAACCCUAAUGCCUCAAAAACAUUCAUCUCAUCCUCUCCAACUCUCAUCCUCACACCCACUUUACAUGACUACACUACAAUCUUCCUCCUCCCCGUCCAUGCCCUUGCCCAAUCCCGGAGUUCCCACAUCUCGUCAUUUGCGUGCACGGCGGAACCCUACCCAAGGUCCGAGGGAGGGAAAGAGCGAGACUGUCCCGGCUCCCUUUCCGUGGGCUACCACAAGGCGGGCCAUGGUGCACAGUCUGGAAUACUUGUAUUCAAGGCAAAUCGUUACCAUCACAGGUGAAGUGCAGUGCAAGCGUUGUGAACGACAAUAUAAGAUGGAGUAUAAUCUGAAGGAAAAGUUUCUUGAGGUUGGGAGUUUUAUUGCUGGUAACAAGAGCACGAUGCGCGAUAGGGCACCGAGUGUGUGGAUGAACCCAGUUCUUCCUCCAUGCAAGUUUUGCGAACAAGAGAACAGCGCGAAACCGAUCAUAGGGGAGAAGAAGAAGGUGAUUAACUGGCUGUUUUUGCUGUUGGGGCAGAUGCUUGGUUGCUGCACGCUUGAGCAGUUGAAAUAUUUCUGUAAGCACACCAAAAAUCAUCGAACCGGUGCCAAGGAUCGAGUUCUUUAUCUUACCUAUCUGGGUUUGUGUAAACAACUCGAUCCCAAAGGACCUUUUGAUCGAUAA
This is a messenger RNA of Pyrus x bretschneideri (Chinese white pear), 1418 nucleotides long. RefSeq lists its product as uncharacterized. The coding region runs from base 459 to 1418 and encodes 319 amino acids. Lineage: Eukaryota; Viridiplantae; Streptophyta; Magnoliopsida; Rosales; Rosaceae. The record is from RefSeq and is a predicted model, not a curated record. The transcript has a single exon.